This is a messenger RNA of Mugil cephalus (flathead mullet), 3665 nucleotides long. It is a transcript of the gene fzd3a, whose product is annotated as frizzled class receptor 3a. Lineage: Eukaryota; Metazoa; Chordata; Actinopteri; Mugiliformes; Mugilidae. Gene Ontology annotation, cellular component: plasma membrane. The record is from RefSeq and is a predicted model, not a curated record. Gene Ontology annotation, molecular function: Wnt receptor activity; Wnt-protein binding. The transcript is spliced from 9 exons. Gene Ontology annotation, biological process: non-canonical Wnt signaling pathway; canonical Wnt signaling pathway. Bases 524 to 2599 code for a protein of 691 amino acids.
AUUUCAGCCGUGGCUGUGUUGCAAGCGGGAGGAGAGAAACAAGCCGCCGCUGCGAGCCUCCCGGUAUCGUUAGUUAGCUGCUCUCACAUUUACGAGCGGCAAUUAAUUUAUGAGAUUCGCAGCUCGGAGCUAUAGGAGGAGCCCGUUAACGUUGACGCACAGAUUAUUUUCCGUCCGAGCUUGUCACUGAUAUUUCCUACGGAGCAUCAUCGCCGCUGGUCAAGGCAGUAGGAGAGGGAGGAGUGCGAGCGCAGCAUCUUAAAGGACUGCAGCAUCCCUCAGGUGAUGGAGGCUUUGUGACACAGCGCGGACGCCGACUGGGAUCUCCACGGCGAUGGAUGCGGCCAGCGUCAACCAUGUCUGCGUUGAAUUAUGCUGCCCAAUCCAGAUUGUUUGCCCGUGAUCUGAUGAGGAGUAAGAGACUACCAGUCAGUCCGUGAGCCUCGUGAUUUUUUUUCCUUUUCCCGGGGAUUCAUCCCAACCUGCCGUUCCCUGCGUCUCUCGUCCCCCGCGCUCACCAGCCAUGGGUCUCCUGUGGGCGCUUUCCGUGUCCAUGCUGACUGCCUGCGUCGCCAUCCCGAUGGACGCGGCGGCGGGGAGCCACAGUCUGUUCACCUGCGAGCCCAUCACCCUGCGCAUGUGCCAAGGGCUGCCCUACAACUCCACUUUCAUGCCCAACGUACUGAACCACUACGACCAGCAGACGGCCGCCCUCGCCAUGGAGCCGUUCCAUCCCAUGGUCAACCUGCAGUGCUCUCCAGAUCUCAGGAUGUUCCUCUGUGCCCUCUACGCACCAGUCUGUACUGAGUACGGCCGGAUGACUCUGCCCUGCCGCCGCCUCUGUCUGCAGGCCAAGAGCGACUGCUACAAACUAAUGGAUAUGUUUGGUGUCAGCUGGCCAGAGGAGAUGGACUGCAACAGGUUCCCAGACUGUGAUGAGCCCUACCCCCGUCCCGCAGACCUCCUGUCCAGCUCAGACACAACCGAGUCGCCCAUCUCCGUCCAGAGAGACUACGGUUUCUGGUGUCCCCGUGAACUCAAAAUCAACCCUGAGCUCGGGUACUCCUUCAUGGGGGUUCGUGACUGCUCUCCCCCAUGUCCCAACAUGUAUUUCACCCGUGAAGAGCUAACAUUCGCCCGUUACUUCAUUGGGGUGGUGUCCAUCGUCUGCCUGUCCGCCACACUCUUCACCUUCCUCACGUUCCUCAUUGAUGUGUCACGAUUCCGCUACCCAGAGCGACCAAUUAUAUUUUACGCAGUGUGCUACAUGAUGGUGUCCUUGGUCUUCUUCCUGGGGUUUCUGCUGGAGGACAAAGUUUCCUGUAAUGCAGCAAGUCCUGGGAGGUUCAGAGCUUCAACAGUGACUCAGGGCUCCCACAAUAAGGCCUGCACUCUUCUCUUCAUGGUGCUGUACUUCUUCACCAUGGCUGGCAGUGUUUGGUGGGUCAUUUUGACCAUCACCUGGUUUCUGGCAGCAGUUCCAAAGUGGGGCAGCGAGGCUAUAGAGAAGAAGGCCCUCCUCUUUCACGCCUGUGCCUGGGGUAUCCCCGGUGUCCUCACUGUCACUCUGCUCGCCAUGAACAAGAUCGAGGGAGACGGCAUCAGUGGUGUUUGCUUUGUGGGGCUCUACAACUUGACGGCGCUGCGUUGGUUCCUGUUGGCCCCUCUAGGACUGGAUGUAGUGGUGGGCGUGGCACUGCUGCUGGCAGGUAUCGCUGCACUUAACCGGGUCCGAAUGGAGAUCCCUCUGGAGAAGGAGAACCAGGAGAAACUGGUGAAGUUCAUGAUUCGUAUCGGGGUGUUCUCCGUGCUCUACCUGGUUCCUCUGCUCACCGUCCUGGCCUGCUACCUUUAUGAGAACAGCUACAGAGCCAUCUGGGAGACGACCUGGGUGCAGGAAAAGUGUAGAGACUACCACAUCCCCUGCCCUUAUCAGGUGGAGCGUACGAGCCGCCCAGACCUGGUCCUGUUCCUCAUCAAGUACCUGAUGAUGCUGGUUGUAGGGAUCCCCUCUGUGUUCUGGGUGGGCAGUAAGAAGACCUGCUUCGAGUGGGCCAGUUUCUUCCAUGGAAAGAGACGCAAAGAUGGGAUGGUCAACGACAGCCGACAGGUGCUCCAGGAGCCCGACUUCGCCCAGCUGUUCAGGGACCCCAACACGCCCAUCGUGAGGAAGUCCCGGGGCACGUCCACCCAGGGGACCUCCACCCACGCCUCCUCCACUCACCUGGCCAUGCUGGACGAGCCACCCAGCGCCAGCACCAGCCGGGCCGGCUCAGUGCGCAGCGCACGCUCCAAGAUGAGCAGUUACCACGGCAGCCUGCACCGCUCCAGAGACGGCAGGUACACGGCCUCCAGCUUCAGGGCGACAGACGAGCGGCUGCCCUAUGGGAGCAUGCCUCGCCUCAACGACCAGUCACAGUCCAGACACUGCAGCACCAAUCGCCUCGACAGCCUGUCACGGCACGGCUCCACCCAACGACUGGAGACUCAGUCACGACACAGCAGCAUCAGAGACCUGAGCAGCGGCACGCAGGCUGUUCUCAGCGUCCCUGGAAAUGGGAUUCACAGGGUGCUGGAGGAGGACGGAGCCACAGCCUGAACUCUGUCUGCUGUAUGGGACGCUCAGCCUGGAACAAGACUGGAGUUUCUUUAUGGAGAAGGUUGAAGAAUGUGUGAGGAUCCAGACAGAGUCUGACAGCACGCUGAGUGGGAUCCAGCUCUGUUUAGACUCAGGCUCAGAGCUUAAGGACAAACAUUGCUAGAGUUUUUAAAUGGAGUGAAUUUGGAUCCUGGCCUUAAAAUGUCCUCAAGUUUUCCUGACCAACCAGCUGAUCCCAAAAACUGAAUCUAGUCCAGUUUACACAACCACCAUGGUCCUGGAGGUGUCAUGGAUGCUAACAGAGUAGAUGAAGACGAGGCUUCACUGUUGGACCUAAACGUCUGUGCCAGUCAAGAACAAACUGACCAACACCGACAGACUGGACUGAUUUUAGUUGGUUCUGUUCUUUGUAUAAAGGGCUGAACAGGAUUUGAUUGAUGAACAUCAGACAUUAGAAGCUUUGUCCUCUAGUUUGUGCUUCUUAGCACUCAGGAGGGGAUUCACUGCCAACACUUGAACUAUUACUUUUUUCACUUCAGAUGUCCACAUUGUUAAAUUAGAUCAUUAUCUUCUCCAACAAAUAAGACAGAAUUUGUUUCUUGUUCAAAUGUUCCAAGCUGUUCUUAAUAUCAAGGUACCUCAUAAGAGGCUGAAUUACAGGUAAAAGAGCUGCAUCAAACUCUGCCUUACGACUGUGUUCAGGCAGAAUGGAAAGAGAAGUAAAGACUGUGGAAAUUCCCCAAGAAGGUGACACAAAAUGUAGCAUGGAAAAACAUUUCUGGUAGUUUAAGCAGAUCAAACAGGUGGGCUUUAUGAAUCAAAGAGACAAGGGAUGGAAGACCUGUUAGAGAGCAGAGUAAAGAGACUAAAUGUGACUUUGCUUUCUGUCUGAACACGUCUCUACAGUUUGAACAGAUGAUAGUGAGCCCUUCACUUAGAUCCAGAGUAGUGUCUUUACAUGUAGCUGCUGGAAAUGUUAGAGCAGCUUUUCCUCUUAGUGGCAACACGUGUUCAUAGAUGUAAAAAGCCUCUGUUGUUCAUUUGUAAUAAAGUUUUUUUUAAAGAA